AUGGGGACCCAGCAUUCCUCUCCAGUUAGCAUGGUCUGUGCCGACGCGGUCGAUGAAGUCACCAAGGACUAUCAACUUGUCCGCCUUCGACACAGUCGCCAAGAGGGCGUACAGGUCCUCGUAGAACUUGGUCCUCGCCUUGGCAGGGCUGGUCAUCGGCGGAGCGCAGGUGCUGAUGAUGGUGGCAAAUUCGCCUCCCCGAAGAGACAGGCAAAGGCUCGUCAGGCGACUGUUGAUUCUCUGCGGCAGACAGUGCAGUCGUCCCACGAUAUCCUUCCGGAUAUCAAAGGGGACUCCCGUGUCCUGUCACUCUGCCCUGGGACGGCUGUUCCAGAAAAUGGUGUAGCCGGUACCAACCUCCUCUAG
This is a messenger RNA of Spirometra erinaceieuropaei, 366 nucleotides long. The record is from the annotation of a GenBank genome assembly. NCBI's taxonomy places the organism in Eukaryota, Metazoa, Platyhelminthes, Cestoda, Diphyllobothriidea, Diphyllobothriidae.